AUGGAACAGGCCGGUGCCGCAGCGGCAUUCACAGUCGAUAUGCUCAUAUAUCCUCUCGAUACGCUGAAGACGCGCUAUCAGAGCCAAGAUUUCGUGCCCAAGUCUGCAACAGCGCCCAAUUCAAAGCCUCUGGCCUUGCGUGGCCUGUACCAAGGCAUAGGGAGCGUGAUACUGGCUACUCUCCCAGCAGCUGGAGUAUUCUUCGCCACGUAUGAAAGCGCAAAGGGUAUAUUCGGGCGGCAUUUGUCUGUGCCUCAGCCAAUGGUUCAUUCGUGUGCCUCAUCUGUCGCCGAGAUGGCAUCCUGUCUCGUCCUAACUCCAGGAGAGGUCAUAAAGCAAAAUGCUCAAAUGAUACGCGCCGAAUUUACGGGAUCAAGUUUGCGCAAAUCCACGUCGUUGGCGGCAUUCCGUCGCCUAAUUGGAGCAGGUAAUGCAACAAGGAGUCUAUUUUCGGGCUACACAGCGCUGGUAGCACGAAACUUGCCCUUUACGGCCCUUCAAUUUCCCAUGUUUGAAUACGCAAGAGGGCGUUUGUGGGACAAGCGGUUGCGUUCUCGAAAGGACCAGACGAAAAGCGUCAUGGAGACGGGCCUGAUAGCUGGAUCGAGUGCGGUGACGGCCGGGGCCCUGGCUGCGUUUGUGACAACACCGAGCGAUGUGAUUAAGACACGAAUGAUGGUGAAAGCCGGCACCGGGGAUGACAGAAACAACGCUCAGCGACAUCGCAAGGGCGCAAUCUCGGUGAUGAAAGACAUCUGGCGUGGAAAGGGGAUCCGGGGAUUCUUCCGCGGGGGAGCGUUUCGCUGUGCUUGGACGGCAGUUGGCAGCGGUUUGUAUCUAGGCAUGUAUGAUGCUGCGAAAUUAUGGCUUGGAGGUGAAGAGGGAGUCUUGGCCGAUGGCUGA
Messenger RNA from Trichoderma asperellum CBS 433.97, 903 nucleotides. RefSeq lists its product as uncharacterized. The record is from RefSeq and is a predicted model, not a curated record. Gene Ontology annotation, cellular component: mitochondrial inner membrane. Gene Ontology annotation, molecular function: S-adenosyl-L-methionine transmembrane transporter activity. Lineage: Eukaryota; Fungi; Ascomycota; Sordariomycetes; Hypocreales; Hypocreaceae.